Lindgomyces ingoldianus is the source of this 986-nucleotide messenger RNA. RefSeq lists its product as uncharacterized. The record is from RefSeq and is a predicted model, not a curated record. Lineage: Eukaryota; Fungi; Ascomycota; Dothideomycetes; Pleosporales; Lindgomycetaceae. The transcript has a single exon. The coding region runs from base 4 to 909 and encodes 301 amino acids.
AACAUGGACACUACCAACCCGAUCAUCUCCACCCUUCUACCCUCCCUCCUCACAACACCCCACCUCAAACUCCUAACCCUCCUCCUAACCCUCACACUCCCUAUCCUAACCCUUCUCUACAUCCACCAUGACUACUGCGCCUUCCUUUCUCUUGGCCCUGGCGGCACGCCCUCCACCCCCCUCGGGUACCUAAAAAUCAAACUGCUCUCUAUCGUCUCCCUCCGUAACCCUUACCGCCCGCUCCCUGUACCAGCCUACUUCCGCCCACAAAGAGGCUACCUCUCUACCUCAUGUAGCCUCACAAAACGCGAAGGCAGAAGACCCAUCGUUCGCGGCAUCGCCCCGCAACGACAACAAACACAAAAAUCACCCGUUACCAUAUACGCAACCUUGGUUUCCGAACUCCACACUCUAGCGCGGGAGCCACGAAACCAAUUAGUAGAACGGACAUCCUGUUUCGAGAAGCAUUCCUCUGGGCUUUUCGCCAGCACGCCGAUUACGCGGACGUGUGGCGGGGAGAUAUGUCAUGCACACCCGAGCGACGGGUCGUUGCAUAUGACGCUGCAUCCAGCAGACGCGAAGAUUGUGCUUGAGAGUGGGUGGGGAGAGAGACAUCCGUUGGCAAAAGGGGGGUGGUUUAGGCGGUUUGUGCCUAGAGAGUUUGUGUUGGUGUAUGCGCCGAGGGAUGAGGGUGAGGUGGAGAUUGUUAUACGCAUUGUGCAAGCGGCAAUCUGGUGGGUUAGUGGGGUUGAUGCGCAAGGAGGGGGUAGUGGGGAUAGAGUCAAGGGAAAGGAUCGGGGUGUUGGUGAAGAGGAUUUGCUGAGAACCAGCAAAGAGAACGAGUGUUGGGCUUGUAGAGUGCAUGGGUGUGGAAGAAAGGGAGUUGAAAAAUUGGUUGAGAGAACAUGAAUGAUUCCAAACACGAUUUGAACAGUUUGGCAAAUGCGCUGUUGGUGAGAGAUGUUAGCGGGUGGGUAAAAAGAAAU